This is a messenger RNA of Spinacia oleracea (spinach), 1789 nucleotides long. Its product is annotated as protein DECREASED SIZE EXCLUSION LIMIT 1. The coding region runs from base 330 to 1613 and encodes 427 amino acids. Gene Ontology annotation, molecular function: protein binding. Lineage: Eukaryota; Viridiplantae; Streptophyta; Magnoliopsida; Caryophyllales; Amaranthaceae. The record is from RefSeq and is a predicted model, not a curated record. The transcript is spliced from 16 exons.
CUAUAGGGCCACACCAAAUCCCGGUACUUGUCAAAGGGCGCUAGAGCAGGUAAUUCCAAGAGCUAAGACUAACUUUAGUCCACCAUUAAAACCAUAAUUUCGGCCAAGUUCCGGCGCAUCAUUUUCCAAAAUUCAAUUAACAAAUUGCAUAAAACUGGAAAAGUUCUAAGUGCGCAAUUUAGCUAAAGCUUUCAACUUUUUGCCAAUUUUUUUGAAAUACAGUGGAUGUCCAGAAGUUAAGGCGUGACAGUUUUGAAAUUUUAUUAGGUUGGUUGAAGAAAUAUAAGUUUAGAGAGAAAAUUAAGACAAUUUAGUGGUAGAAGCAGAAAAUGAGCCAAAAGAGACCACCCCCUGAUCCAAUUGCUGUGUUAAGAGGGCAUCGCGCCUCGGUUAUGGAUGUUUGCUUCCAUUGGCGUAAACCCUUGUUGUUUUCUGGUUCGACUGAUGGUGAGUUAAGGAUAUGGGACACGGUGCAGCUACGGACAUUAUCUUCUGCGUGGGUUCAUAGUGCAGCUCAUGGGAUUAUGUGUGUUGCUUCUGAUCCUUGUCUCGGAAAUGGAAAAGUUUUAAGUCAGGGCAGGGACGGAACAAUAAAGUUGUGGGAUAUUGAAAAUGGAGGACUUUCCAGGACACCCUCAGUCACUAUCAGCACGAAUUCUUACCAUUUUUGCAAAUUGUCAUUGGUGAAGAACCCUGUUAACGAGGUGAAGCCUGCUGAAACUUCCGUUCAGGAGCAGCAUGUGGAUUGUGGUGGGGAUGUGGAUUCUACUGUGAAGACGGCCAAGACGGUCGAAUAUCAACCAGAAAACUUAGAUGAUGUACAGAUUGAAGAACCAAAAUAUGUAGCAGUUGCAGGAGAACAGCCCUCUCAGGUUGAGAUUUGGGAUCUGAAUACUGCAGAAAGGUGCACAAGACUUCCUCAGAGUUUUUCAAACGGGAUCGUGAGUGAUUCUGAAAAAGGGAGAGGAAUGUGCAUGGCUGUUCAAGCAUUUAUACCAUCUAAAGGCCAAGGAUCCUUACACAUCUUGGCUGGUUAUGAGGACGGGACUAUGGCGUGGUGGGAUAUGAGGAACACCGCGAAACCCUUGACUUCUGUAAAGUACUAUUCAGAGCCAGUUACUAGCUUGGCAGUUGAUCAAUCAUGCCAUGGAGGUGUCUCUGGGGCUGCAGAUGACAAGAUCCUUCUGUUUAAUUUGGAUUAUGAUAUGGGUACUUGUGUGGUCAGGAAAGAAAUUAACUUGGAGCGACCUGGUAUAGCAGGCACCUCAAUUCGUCCAGAUGGUAAAAUUGCUGCUACUGCUGGAUGGGACCGCAGUCCAAGCUUUGGCAGCGCUAAGUUCGAUUUGGAGUUGGCUAGGCUCAUUAUUACCCUUCCCCUCACAAUAAGGGAGUCAGGGUAUACAACUAUCGGAAAGGAAAUGCUCUGGCUAUACUCAAGUAUCACAGUGCAAUGUGCAAUACAGUGUCAUUCUCAAGGGACUGUAAGCUGCUCGCGUCUUCAUCAGAAGAUACCACAGUUGCUCUAUGGAAGCUUUAUCCACCUCGAGACACAACUGAAGCAGCGUAACCAGGUGGUUUUGAGUGACCAUUUUCCCUGUCGUUCUUUGUUAUAAUGAAAUCUGAUUGUUAUUUUCUGAUGAUGAGUUGUUUCUGGAAUAUUAGUCAUCUCCGGGCUUUAUGGGUUGAUUGAUCUACAUUAUAUUACUAAUACUAGCUUAAAUUUUGUACAGAGUAUAUAUGUAUUUUCUCAUUGUGUAUAGAUUUCCUCUUCCCUAAGGGGUGUUUGGUA